Coregonus clupeaformis (lake whitefish) is the source of this 889-nucleotide messenger RNA. RefSeq names its product claudin-10-like. NCBI's taxonomy places the organism in Eukaryota, Metazoa, Chordata, Actinopteri, Salmoniformes, Salmonidae. Gene Ontology annotation, biological process: bicellular tight junction assembly; cell adhesion. The coding region runs from base 62 to 832 and encodes 256 amino acids. The record is from RefSeq and is a predicted model, not a curated record. Gene Ontology annotation, molecular function: structural molecule activity. The transcript has 5 exons. Gene Ontology annotation, cellular component: plasma membrane; bicellular tight junction.
ACAGCUCUACUGCUAUCUUUCCUCCCUCCCGUCUGGUGUCUUUGAACACAGAGAGGCAGCCAUGAAUUACAGGACAGUAGUAAUGUACAUGGAGAUUGGCUGCUUUGUGAUCUGUGUGUGUGGAUGGAUCCUGGUCUGCUCUACGAUGCCCACUGAGAUAUGGACCUGGUCUGAGGUAGACAGCAUCGUUCUGACCAGUUCAAACUACUUCUCCAACCUCUGGAAGGAUUGCGUUUCUGAUUCAACUGGAGUGUCCGAUUGCAAGGGUAUCCCAUCGAUGUUCGGACUUAACUGGGACAUCCAUAUGUGCCGAGGUCUGAUCAUCACCUCUAUUAUCUUGGGAUUCUUCGGGGCCAUUCUGCUCCUAGUCGGAAUGAAGUGCACAAAGAUAGGAGGAUCUGAGGUUACAAACGCAAGAGUGACUUUCGCUGGAGGGAUGAACUACCUUGUAUCUGGGUUGUGUUCCAUGAUUGCAUUCUCUUAUUAUGGAAACAAAGUAAGAGAAGAAUUUCAGGAUCCCAAUUUCAGGGCACAAAAGUAUGAAAUCGGAGUAGCUGUGUACAUUGGCUGGGGAGGCUCCACCCUACUGGUCAUUGGGGGCCUCAUUUGCAGUAUCUUUGCGGGGAAGGAAGCAUGUCAAUCAAGCUCAAAGAACAAACACAUGCCUGUCUACAAGCUCCCUGACGCCUACAUUGCACCUCCAGCUGAACAGACGCUCAGACCGAUGUCAACAGCGCUCACAGAGGGUGGAGAGAGCAGUAAAGUUAGCAGUGAGACUCGGAGCAGUAGGAGCAACAGCAAGAAUCCUUCCAGUUUGAAUGCUUAUGUGUAACCUGCUGUAGCAGCCUACAGUUUGACAUAAUAAGCUAUUCUGUGUUCUAUCCAUAUU